Messenger RNA from Chenopodium quinoa (quinoa), 984 nucleotides. RefSeq lists its product as uncharacterized. The coding region runs from base 1 to 984 and encodes 327 amino acids. The transcript has a single exon. NCBI's taxonomy places the organism in Eukaryota, Viridiplantae, Streptophyta, Magnoliopsida, Caryophyllales, Amaranthaceae. The record is from RefSeq and is a predicted model, not a curated record.
AUGGGCGUGCUUCAAGCAUUCAUCAAGAAUCAAGAGAGCUUUAACAAAAGUCAAGAGGAGGAAAAGAAGCAAAUCAAGGCGCAUAUGAAAAUGUUAGAGACCAAAAUCUCUCAAAUAGCCCUACAUAGAUCUUCAUCCUCCCCUUCUUCCUCUUCCUCUUUUCCUAUUCAAGGUGUCAACCCCAAACCUAUGUAUGCUAUCACUACUAGGAGCGGGAAAGUCCUUGAGAGUGAGUCAAAUGAUGACAAGAGUUCCAAUGUGAGGAUAGAACUAGAAGAUGAGGAUGAGCCACUUAAAGAGAGUGAGGUCCUAGAAAAAGAAAAUGAGAAGGGUGAGAAGCAAAAAGAGAAGGAGCCAACAAAAGAGAGUAACAAAGAUCAAACACCUUUGCCCCUAAAUCGACAACCUAGGAAUGAGAAAUUUCCAUUUCCCCAAAGGUUUGCUAGGUCUAGGCUUGAUUCCCAAUUUGGAAAGUUCUUAGAAGUAGUCAAAGGUUUGCAUGUUUCGAUACCUUUUGUGGAUGCCAUGAAGGAGAUGCCCCACUACUCUAAGUUCCUAAAAGACCUAUUGAAUGGGAAGAGAGAAGUUGAAACCGUAAACUUGACCGCAAAUUGUAGUGCCAUUCUCUAUAGCAAGCUUCCAAAAAAAUUGCAAGAUCCCAGUAGUUUUUCCAUUCCUUUUUCCAUUAAUGAGAUUCACUUAGGAAAGGCGUUGUGCGAUCUAGGCGCUAGUGUAAGUCUUAUUCCCUUCUUGGUCUACCAAAAGCUCAAUGUAGGAAGCCUUUCACCUACCAACAUCACCCUCCAACUAGUGGAUAGGUCCACUAAAUUGCCCAUAGGGAAAGUUGAGGACAUUCCCCUUAGAGUUAGUAAGUUCACAUUUCUGGUGGACUUUUAUGUUCUAGAGAUGGAUGAGGAUGAGAGGAUUCCUAUAAUUUUGGGUAGACCAUUAAUAGCUACCUCUAAAACAAUCAUUAAUGUUUAA